Phyllotreta striolata is the source of this 2197-nucleotide messenger RNA. NCBI's taxonomy places the organism in Eukaryota, Metazoa, Arthropoda, Insecta, Coleoptera, Chrysomelidae. The record is from the annotation of a GenBank genome assembly.
AGAAGUGCGUUUUUUUGUUUAGUUGAAAAACAUGAAAAUUAAAAUUUGUAUUUAGAUUUAGAACAUCAAAGAUGUUUAUUUGAUGUAAUAAACAACGACAAUUCUACGUAAGAAUAUAAUUGCAACAUAAAAAGUUACAGGAAUUAAAUUGUAAUCGUUUCAAUCGCCAUUAGCAAGUCUUUUUUUGUGUCGAAAGAAGCCGAUCUGAUAUCCAUAACCUCAAAUGUUUGACAUCUAUAAGCGUCUCCGAAAUCCUAAUAAAAUUAAUUUAUUUCCUUGUAAUUUAAAGUGAAAGUAAACACAGACUUACUAAACUCUUUAAGAUGUUCUAUUAGAAUGUUUGAAAUAACCCUUAGCGGGCAAAAUUAACUCGUUUCUGGCAGGUAAAACUUAUCCUAAAAAAUGUUGUGCAGGUUAUGUAUCGUAGACGAUAAAAACAUUCAAAUAUUAGAAGAUGCCGUUUGUGAUAUGUUAAGGGCUGUAUUACGAAAAAAAUGUAUACCAUUAAAAAAUCCUGUAAUUUGUACCAACUGCAUUAAAAAAGUAGAAAAAGCGUUUGAAUUCAAAACAACUUGUCUCCGUACGCAAAAAAUAUUGUCUCUCUACGGCGGAUCCACAACCAAAGUCGUUUAUAUCAAAGAUAACAAAUUGUGCGUGUCCCCAAAAAGUGAGACCUCGUUAAAACUGUGCAGAACAUGUUUAAGGGUCAUUGAGAACGGAUUUGGCAAAAAUUUGUUAACUAUAGUCGACAAACUGGCAGUAUAUAUUCCAGAAAUGGUAAUAAGCGAUAGAGAGACAUCGUUGUUUUGUUACAAAUGCCUAGAUCAGUUUAAAGUAUUUUCAGAGCUCAUAAAUUUGGUUAACAACGCAGAAUCUUUAAUAAUGAACUAUUGCAAAGAGAAUAAAAUAACAAAUUUUGAACAGAAUAGUUUAGAUGACUUGUUUAAUAAAAAAGUAAAAGAUGAAUCGAACAUCAUGAAACUAGUGUCUAGCAAUCACUUGCUACUGGACUUGGAAAACGAAUUUGAAUCUACUUAUUUACACGAUAGCAUGGACGAUUCGAAAAAGAGGAUUAUUAAGAAAAUUAUCGAAGAAGACGCUGAUAUGUUUUACAAGGACAUUCCGGAUUUUGAUGUGCACGAAUCGUUUCCAGACGAGUGCAAAAUUGACAGUGAUUACAGCAAUAUUCUAUAUGGUGAACAAAAACAGUUGGUACUUUCCGAUUCCGAAGAAGAACUGUCAUGGAAAAAAAUCGGCAAGAACGUCGAAGAAGACGAAUCGACAAUGAGGCUCUCAUUUGAAACCGAAGAUUCAUCAUUAUCUCCUGGUACAUUAAGCGAUAGGCUAUUUUACGAAUCAGAAAGUCAAGAUGAAGAGAAAAAGGAAGACAGGGAGGCAACUAGUCCAAACCCAUUUAUAUUCUUCGAUGGGCGCAACGAGCAAAAGUGCUCGUGCAGCGACACCGGCGAGGCAGUUCAAUCGAGGACGAAGAGGAAAUGGUGCGAGAAAUGCAAGUUGAAAAAGAACGUCGAAAUUGGCGAAACCGUUCGCGACGUGACUGUGAAAAGACCAAAGAAAGACGGUGGGAAAAAAUGUAGAAAGAUGUACGGGAUUGAGUUCAAGGAUAUGUGGUGUACACGGUGCAAGUGGAAGAAGGCUUGUAGUAGGUUUGGCAACACAAAGGCUGUGAAUAGGCGAUAGGAUACUAACGGAUAUCCUUGGCGUGAGAUUUGAACCUGUGAUUUUUUUCAGUGACGUUUCAAUUGUGACAAAACAUACUUAACAUUUAUGAUUUUGAAUUUUUGAUUUGGGAAUGGGGGUUGUGAGUUUGCAAGUAUCUUUCGUAGUUCAGGGGAAAUUGGAAAUUCUGGGAAUUAUUAUUAUUUUAUUGAUUCGAUGAGAGAAAAAUAUUGGAAAGUUUGCGUUAAUUUAUGAGGAAAAAAAAUAAUGAUCCAUUACGUUUUCGAUUUUGAGAGUAAUAAUUGAACUUCAGUGUAUUUCUUAAUGUAAGAUAUUUUAAAUGAACCAAGAUCUAAAAAGUGUUUAUAUAUAAAAAUAAGGUAUAUUAGUGUUAACUACAUGUAUACAAAUGCAGGAUUUUAACAUAUCAAAAGGAAUCAGAUUUUCCAACAUUAUGUAUACUUAAUCAUUUUGAAUACUCUUUCUAGAGCAAAUUGAAUAUAGCUUUUAGAUAUCU